AUGGAGGGCUUCGAUACCAUGGCCAUGCCAUAUCUGGCCAGCCCGCUGUCGCUUGGAAAUAUCCAGGGCGCCGAUUAUCUCAAUGCCAUGCCUGGGAUCGAUAUACCGGAACAACGCUCGAAUUUUGACUCGGAUACAUUCGUCAGUGGUGAGGAUAUUCCCUAUCCUCAGCAUAAUUUACCGGCGACAUUGAAACGCUUCCCCUCAGGGUAUGAAGAUCCCUUCACAGAAAUGGUGACGCCAUUCGCCCCUACACCAUCCGAACAGCCUGCAGACUCAUCCAUCGACCACAAUCAUAAGUUGCUUUGCUUCUCGAUACCGGUGUACAAUUUUACAUUACUCGAUUAUUCGUUGCGACGGACAUCCAUAUCGUUAUCAGCCCAACUUCAUGGCAUGUUCUUCCUUGCGGAGUCGCCAUGGACCACGUCCCCAACAGAAAACGCUCCGCCGCAACAAGGGGCGGAAUUGACAUGCUACCGCCGCAAUCUCUUUCAGAUCACAGGUUCCGUGACCCUGCCACGCAGCCUGCGCUACAUAAUGACUGAGCAGGGGGACCGUAUACCUAUUCUUGCGCAUGAACUCGCUGUUUCCGCCACAGAGUCUGUGGAGGGUAAUUCAGUGAAGAUUAUCUCGGUACCCUGGAAAACACCCGCUGCGAACAGUAACCCGCUCCCCGAUGACAGCGGCGCAACUAGCAAUAAUGCAAAAGUUGAGAAAGAGCCGCCAGCAAUCCCAUUGGACACAAUGGCGGGUCAAGAUCUAGACACUGACUACGCUACCUUUCCCAUUGCUUGGAAGCGGCUUCAGUUCCGUGUUGCCACAGCCAAUAACGGACGAAGGAAAGAGCUACAGCAGCACUUUGUCGUCAGACUCAAGGUGAUUGCCACACUCUCUACGGGGGCUAAAAUUCCGAUCUGCGAGGUUCACUCUGGACCGGUGAUCGUCCGUGGCCGAAGUCCACGCAAUUUUCAGUCUCGUAAGGAUCUGCCUCUUAGUGGCAGCGCGGCUGCUUCGAGGAAAAGCGCCCAAGCCGCGGCUCUCAAUCGCACACCCACCACUGAGUCCAUUCCCCGAACCGGCUUGAGCGCGGCUAAAGCAAAAUCCGCUGUCAAGAGUGCCUCGCCAGAAACAACUAUCCCUCAAGCUGUCGUUGGACCCCGGCAACAGUCGUCUCCUGAUUGGACGCAUAUACCGCAGUCCUCAGGCGGCACCCUCUCUUCUGCGGCGUUACCACAAUCUUCGGUGUAUCCACAGUCUAAUCCAGAGUUUUCAAGACCGGAUAGUCAAAGACGAUCAAGUGCAAUGGCGGCCCCCAUUAACCUUUCCCUAUUGGACGAUGACAAUACUGGCGAGGCUGUCAGCUUGGUGAAUCCAACUGACCCGACUUCAUACACCAACGAUGUCUCACAGCGCCACCAUGAGAUAGGCACCUCUGCACCUCCCGCCAAGAUGCGCAAAUUAUCUCAUGGGGUGUCCCACGCUCAAUCACGAAGCACGUCUACGUCUCUACCCUUAUUGAAUACCGCCGGCCUGCAACAACCUUUUGCGUCCACUCUCCCCUUUCCGAACGAGAGUGCUGACUUGCUAUACGAAUACUUCCCUCUGGGCUUGGAUGAUUGGCAGGCACCUGUGGAUGCGGUCUACCGACCGCAUGUGGUCCAUCACACCAAUAUGCCAGAAAUGAAAUUUGUCGCUGCUAGAGGCCGAAGUAAACGGUAUUUUGCUGCAGAAGAUGUUUUCUAA
Messenger RNA from Aspergillus clavatus NRRL 1, 1743 nucleotides. Its product is annotated as NDT80/PhoG-like DNA-binding family protein. The record is from RefSeq and is a predicted model, not a curated record. Gene Ontology annotation, cellular component: nuclear chromosome. NCBI's taxonomy places the organism in Eukaryota, Fungi, Ascomycota, Eurotiomycetes, Eurotiales, Aspergillaceae. Gene Ontology annotation, molecular function: DNA binding; DNA-binding transcription factor activity. Bases 1 to 1743 code for a protein of 580 amino acids. Gene Ontology annotation, biological process: meiotic cell cycle; positive regulation of transcription by RNA polymerase II. The transcript has 2 exons.